Messenger RNA from Purpureocillium takamizusanense, 1130 nucleotides. RefSeq lists its product as uncharacterized. The transcript is spliced from 4 exons. Gene Ontology annotation, molecular function: hydrolase activity. NCBI's taxonomy places the organism in Eukaryota, Fungi, Ascomycota, Sordariomycetes, Hypocreales, Ophiocordycipitaceae. The record is from RefSeq and is a predicted model, not a curated record. The coding region runs from base 178 to 999 and encodes 273 amino acids.
AAUACUUCCGUAUAGGGACAGAUGGGAGCCGGAAGCGACCGUCAUCCAGCAUACCUGGCGACCGGACUGUAAAAUAUUUAUCCCAAGGUCCGGAAGCAGAGUACACAUGGAUCGGCCAGCAAGAGGGAUUUGGUUCAAGUCUUUUCCGACUGGCAUUACCAACAAGCGGGCAUCAUCAUGGAGCAACACUUCUCGGCUUCUUUCUCGACCGAACCCGAAACACCAACGCAGGACUAUUUGGCCAAGCCCAGCGGUACGUGUUGUCUCGAGGGCACGAUCCAUCAGGGAGAGCCGCGCGGCAGGUGGGAGACCAUCGCAGACGUCGAAACGUACGUCUCCACUCCACCUCCGGGUAAGGAGAAUGGACACGUCCUGCUCUACUUCCCUGACGUCUGGGGCAUGUUCCUCAACGGACUACUGGUGAUGGACGCCUUUGCGGACACCGGAUAUCUCGUCCUCGGCCUAGACUACUUUCGAGGGGACCCCGUCUGGAAGCACCGAAAGGACCGCCACGACAACACCACCGACCCCAACUUCGACUACGAGACGUGGAAGCGCAAGCACACCGCCUUCGCAGAUGAGGCCGUCCCGAAAUGGGUCCAGGCCGUCUCAGCUCGCUACAAGGGCGACGGCGUCAAGUUCGCCUGCGUGGGGUAUUGCUUCGGCGCGCCUUAUGUAUGCGCGGAGCUUGCCAGAGACACCGUCGCCAUCGGCGCCUUUGCGCACCCCGCGUUCCUCAAGGAGCAUCACUUUGAGAACAUCAAAAAACCGCUGCUUCUAUCUUGCUCCGAGACGGACCAUACGUUCGACUUGUCGUCACGGAGGCGGGCGCUCGACAUACUGCAGCAAGGCGGCAAGACGUAUCACUACCAGCUGUUUAGCGGCGUCAGCCACGGAUUUGCCUUGCGAGGAGAUCCCAGCGAUCCGUAUCAACGUUGGGUUAAAGAGCAAAGCCUCGAGGGUAUCAUCAGGUGGUUCGAUUACUGGCUGGCUCAGUGACAUUCACGUCGCUGUUUUGUGGACUCAGGUUGAGGAUUAAAGCAUGCCGGAGGUGUAGGUACCCAACUUGGUACAUAUAUAAGACACUGCGAACCUUGUUCUGUUAUCUCUACCCAUUAGACCAAUGACAU